AUGAAUGAACUAUGCCCUUUUCAUCCUAAACAUGAUAUUUAUGCUAUUCAUGAACAAAUGAAAAAUAAAAUUUCUGAUUAUGAUUGGGAAUGUCAAAUGUGUGGUAAACGAUUCUACACAGAAAAUACAUUUGAUUUACAUAUUGGCAAUAGACAUGAAACAAAUGCUUAUAGUAUCAGUCGUACAAUUUGUUUAUCGUCCUAUUGUUCGUUACUUCGUUGUUCUGUACUAAAACCAGAUAUUGAUUAUGGUUAUCAAGUGUUUUGGGAUGAAGCAUUAUGUGAUCCAAAGUCGUUUGAAGCUAUUUCAAAGCAAUGUGAGGAUAUCUUGAAUAAAUGUACACCAUCGGGAAAUGACAGUAGUAGUACACAAAUACGUCAACUACUUCAAACUACAUUAUGUGAUCAGUUAUCUUGUGAUCGGUAUUGGAUUUUACCAGAUUCCCAUAUUCAAACUUCUGCAUUGGAAAAAGUACUCACUGCAUUCAUCGUAACAGCCGGUUUAUUGACUUAUUAUUCUGUAAUAUUUAUGAGAUUAAGUUCAUCGUUUUGUCGUUUACGUAUUUCUAGUCUAUCUAUUCCACGAAUCAGUAAAAAAGCAUUUCGAUCCUAUUACUGACAAAAAAGAUAGAAUAAGAUGUGGUCAUGAAUCUCUACACUAAAUGACUGACUUCAUUAAUUAAGAAAAUGUUGUAUAUUUUAUAAAAUGAAUCCCAUCUUUAUUUUUAUUAUAACGAUUUGUAUUUCUUCGUUGUUGGUAAUUUAUGAUUUAAUUUUCAUUGAAUUAGAAUCUUG
Messenger RNA from Schistosoma spindalis, 794 nucleotides. NCBI's taxonomy places the organism in Eukaryota, Metazoa, Platyhelminthes, Trematoda, Strigeidida, Schistosomatidae. The record is from the annotation of a GenBank genome assembly.